Messenger RNA from Gamsiella multidivaricata, 1155 nucleotides. RefSeq lists its product as uncharacterized. The transcript is spliced from 5 exons. Gene Ontology annotation, cellular component: membrane. Gene Ontology annotation, biological process: magnesium ion transport. Gene Ontology annotation, molecular function: magnesium ion transmembrane transporter activity. The record is from RefSeq and is a predicted model, not a curated record. The coding region runs from base 1 to 1155 and encodes 384 amino acids. Lineage: Eukaryota; Fungi; Mortierellomycota; Mortierellomycetes; Mortierellales; Mortierellaceae.
AUGUCAAGUCCAGACGAGGGUGCGAUUUCUCUCGAUGCUCAGCAUGACAAGUACGUGGGGCUUAUGCUGGCCGUGUCCUCAUCACUUAUGAUCGGGAUCUCCUUCGUCAUCACCAAGAAGGGUCUUAUCGACUCGACCGCCAGGCAUGGAAGCCACGGUUCGGCCUCGGAUCAGUACCUUUUUCUCAAAAACCCCAUCUGGCUCCUUGGCAUGCUCACCAUGGCUGCGGGUGAGAUCGCCAACUUUGCAGCAUAUUCGUUUGCGCCGGCCAUCCUAGUAACACCGCUAGGCGCACUGAGCGUCAUCAUUGGAGCCGUUCUCGCUUCCUUUUUCCUCAAUGAGAAACUCGGUAUCGUGGGCAAGGUUGGAUGCGCACUUUGUUUGAUUGGAUCCGUCGUGAUCGUCCUACACGCACCUGAGGACAAGGACAUCAACUCAGUUGAUGAGAUCCUGAACUAUGCUAUUCAGCCUGCAUUCAUGAUGUACAGCUUAUUUGUGCUGGGGUUCUCGACGUUUAUGAUCUACAAGGUCGUACCGAAGUGGGGCAACCGGACACCAGUGGUCAAUAUCUCGAUCUGUUCAUUUGUGGGUUCGAUUACUGUCAUGGCCUCUAAGGGAUUCGGCAUUGCGCUUAAGUUGACAUUUGCAGGCUCAAAUCAGCUGACGCAUCCGUCAACCUACGUGUUUGCGAUCCUCGUGGGCGUGUGCAUUGUCGUCCAGAUGAACUACUUCAACAAGGCGCUCGAUAUUUUUUCGACGAAUGUUGUCAUGCCGAUCUACUAUGUGAUGUUUACGACGGCGACGAUCACGGCUUCUGUCAUCCUCUUCCAGGGAUUCAACACAACCUCGACUGUGAACGUCGUAUCCCUUUUCUGUGGAUUCGGAACCAUCUUCUCAGGAGUGUUGCUGUUGAACAAUGCGCAGCACCCAGUGGUGGAGUCACAUGGAAAGCCUGGAUCGAGUAUCACAAAUGGCGCAGGCGGGCAUGGAUUUGCAGAUAGGAGAGCGUCGCGUGAAUCGACGAUGCUGAAUGCGUUCGAUGAGGAGAGUCUGGGACUGACACAGCUGAGGGAGGAGGAUGAGGAUGAUGACGAUCUGACGGAAGAUGAGGAUAGGAGGGUAAGAAUGCCCGGCGGACAUUCUCAUCUGCAUUAA